AUGCCAGCCUCUACCCCCGCCGGCGGCGCCUCGGCUACCCCCGAUGCCCUUGAAUCCGACCUCCUUACAAAACUAUCUGCUACAUCCGCUCUGGAGGACCUACAAGAAAAUCUACUCAGCUCACUUCACCGCGUGGGAUGGACGGAAAGGAUUACCAACCUUGCUACUGAGCUCCUUCGCGCGGGUCGCUGUGAGACCUUCGAUGAUAUGAUGGAGGCGGUCGUUGCUUCCGCUGAAGGCAGGGCUCAUCCUGCUUUGGGAUCAAAAAAUUCAGAAAAGAAUGGCGACGCGACGCCAAAUGGGACAAAAGCAUCAAAGUCCAACGGGACCAAAAAGGGCAAUGCUGCCGGUGCUAGCCACUCAGAGAAUACCCCUUAUGACCCGGUGAAGUAUAUCGAAGAGGUGGACGUGCGUAUCCCGGAAACCAUUGUGGACGAGGGCGUGCGUGGCUUGAAGGACAUACUACGGGAGAUGGUUGACCUUGAAGAUGAGAAUACUUCGAACGGCGACAAGAAGUAA
Penicillium canariense is the source of this 519-nucleotide messenger RNA. RefSeq lists its product as uncharacterized. The transcript has a single exon. NCBI's taxonomy places the organism in Eukaryota, Fungi, Ascomycota, Eurotiomycetes, Eurotiales, Aspergillaceae. Bases 1 to 519 code for a protein of 172 amino acids. The record is from RefSeq and is a predicted model, not a curated record.